Messenger RNA from Auanema sp. JU1783, 1500 nucleotides. NCBI's taxonomy places the organism in Eukaryota, Metazoa, Nematoda, Chromadorea, Rhabditida, Rhabditidae. The record is from the annotation of a GenBank genome assembly.
AUGCAGGCAGUAAUCGCAUUGUGCCAUUUUUGCGAAGAUCAUGGACCUCGUGUACUCGUCACAUGUCAACCCAUGCGUAGUUUGCCCAUGACUUUUUCGACUGCAAAUUCCUAUGAUAAAUUAGAGCAUUCUCCCGGUAGUAGUCAAGAAAUCGUUCGGCACAUUCGCCAAGACUCUUCAGUUAAGGAGCCGGACAAGGGCGAACCUAUAUUUUAUGGAGAUUGUACUCGCUCUGUUUUCGACACCGAAGAGAGAUGUAAUGCUUGCACUUCCUACGGAAAUGGUCCAUGCUUACUAUCAAACGACCACCCAAACAAAACAACAUAUAUUAGCUCACAGAUCGCGUUGAAAGAUCAAGUUUUUGAUCGCGUCAAAGUGGCGUGCGUUAGGAGUCUUAGUUGCGAGAUAACGAAUGCCGCCCGUGAAACAAUUAAUAAUGUAACACAGCCUAUGCGAAUUGGAGGUCCAGUCAAUACAGAUUCUGAAACUCUAGAUAUGGAAAAUGUGAAAAAGAAAGACGGGUAUCUUAUGUUUGGUGAUGCUGACCAGGGCUACUGCUUAUCUUUCGCUUUUAGAUUGCAAGAUGCUAAAGCUCGCGGUUUCCUUCGAUUAUUUUCCCUACUCAUCUUGACACAAGAUAUGGCUUCCAUGACUACAAACCAUGACUUCUACCUAGAAGCAUUGAGGAUAAUGAAGGACAAACUGCAGGAUUUGGCAGCUGUACAUUACCAAGUAGAAAUGAAAGAAAUGGACACGAUUGCUCGACCUGAUCAUGCUAGCAUGAGUUGUCGCAUACCUCAACAGCAAUUGUUCUAUCCGCGCAAGAUAAUCAUUGAUACAAAUCGAAAUUUACAAACGAUAACAGGCAAUGAUAACAUAUGGGGAAUGCUUCACAAGCAGAUGAUGUGGACGUUGAGAACCCAAACCCUGCGUUACAUGGAUCAGGUAAUGGAGGGUGUCCCAACGCAGGAUAUGCUGGUCAUGAUGGAAAUGGAGCACUCAGACAUUGCGGAAUUGGAUCUGGACCAACCUAACCAAGCUGAGAUUACGCACCAACAGCUCGGUAAUCUCAAAAUAAUUGCUCGUGCUUUUGCUGAGUACGAAAUUAAGGAUUUGGAUCUCUUAGUUAGACAAGUCAUCACAGGAAGACAGCUCGUCGUUGAAAGUGAUCACCAGAUUUCGGCGAAACAGUUUAUUCUUGCGCUUACGAAUCUUCUCCCUAUAGGAUGUUUGCGCAUCAAUACCUGCGCAGAUCAGCAUUACCAGUCGUUUCUAUACAACAUGUUGGGAACUACUGUUCCUAUUCAUAUUCCUAGUAAUGAGGAUGUGCUUGUGAUACGUGUAACAGCGAAUGGCGAGCCUUCUUGGUCAAUGCACAAUUACCAGCACUGCUCCAACGUUAUAAGCAAUUGUUAUUGGGUCAGUUUAGUUGGCAACUCAAGGAAUGCGAUUUGUCUUCGAAUAAAGAAAUCAACAUCCAUUGUCUGGACGCGACUUUGA